AUGCCGCACAUCAAACCAUUUCUUCCAUUCAUUGCUUCAUCUCGUCUUGGUGACUCGGUAUGGUCCGAAGAGCACAACGCUUUCAUGUUCGUCGAACGAGCUUGGGCUCAGCCAAAAGAGAUGAUACUGAAAAUGACGACCCUUAAGCAUGGCGGGCUUGGUGGAACGAAAGCGGUUCGACCCGGGGGCGUGAACCGGAAACAGUCAAAUCGCGUCACGACCAUGUUAUUGUAUUUUGAUCUCGCCACAGUCAACAUCACUGAUUAUGUGAAUCCAAUGAGCGGCUAUAUGAAACUCUGGCAAUUACGAUCGGAUCUCUGGCAAGAAGUGGUAUCCGGAAGUUGUCAAUGUAUCUACCUACUCCAUCCUCCACGACUUGUCAGCCUUUUGUGGAAGAUCGCUCGACUAUUCCUAACCGAA
Messenger RNA from Ostertagia ostertagi, 420 nucleotides. NCBI's taxonomy places the organism in Eukaryota, Metazoa, Nematoda, Chromadorea, Rhabditida, Trichostrongylidae. The record is from the annotation of a GenBank genome assembly.